Messenger RNA from Rosa rugosa (rugosa rose), 1822 nucleotides. RefSeq lists its product as uncharacterized. NCBI's taxonomy places the organism in Eukaryota, Viridiplantae, Streptophyta, Magnoliopsida, Rosales, Rosaceae. Bases 155 to 1582 code for a protein of 475 amino acids. The transcript has 7 exons. Gene Ontology annotation, molecular function: glycosyltransferase activity. The record is from RefSeq and is a predicted model, not a curated record.
GCCCACAGUUAUCUAACAUCAACUACCCUCAACCCUGAAGCUCUCUCAGUAAUUAAAUACUCUCAAAGACUAAAGAUCCCAGAUUUGAUCUAAAUACAUGAAAUCAAAACCAGAGUGAGUAAGAAAGAAAGACGGAACUCGAUCACUCUUGUCGAUGGCGAAGCAGGCCAACAAUGCGUGGAUUAUGCAGAAGAAGAAAUGGUCUCUGGUGGUUCUGGCAUUGUUUUCUCUCUCCACCGCUAUGGUUUUCUUCAUGAGAACCGCGUUUGAUUCCUGCAACGCAAAUAGUAGCGGCAGUCGUUUUGAAGAUGAUAAUAGAGCCGCAGCCGAGGCGGUGAGAGUUGUCCGGAACGACGCCGGACCGAGCCCUCUGCGGUUCAUGAAGUCGAAGCUGGUUCUGUUGGUCUCACACGAGCUCUCUCUUUCCGGGGGUCCUUUGUUGUUGAUGGAGCUGGCGUUCUUGUUGAGAGGGGUGGGAUCGGAGGUUGUUUGGAUAACAAGCCAAAAGCCACCGGAAUCCGACGAGGUGAUUUACAGUUUGGAGAAUAAAAUGCUGGACCGAGGAGUACAGGUCCUCUCUGCAAAGGGUCAAAAGGCUAUAGAUACAGCUCUUAAGGCAGAUUUGGUCAUUUUAAAUACUGCUGUUGCUGGAAAAUGGCUGGAUGCUGUUCUCAGGGAAAACGUUCCUCAUGUUCUUCCUAAGGUGUUGUGGUGGAUUCAUGAAAUGCGAGGGCAUUAUUUCAAUGUGGAGUAUGUUAAGCACCUCCCUUUUGUUGCAGGUGCCAUGAUUGAUUCACACACAACAGCAGAAUAUUGGAAAAAUAGGACUCGGGAACGUUUAGGGAUUAAAAUGCCUAAAACCUAUGUUGUGCACCUUGGAAAUAGCAAGGAGCUAAUGGAAGUUGCAGAAGAUAGUGUAUCCAGGAGGGUUCUCCGUGAACAUGUCCGAGAGUCUCUUGGAGUGCGGAAUGAAGAUCUACUCUUUGCCAUCAUAAACAGUGUUUCACGUGGGAAAGGUCAGGAUCUAUUUCUUCGCGCUUUUCAUGAAAGUCUGCAAUUCGUCAAGGAGAAGAAAUUGCAAGUGCCAUCUAUGCAUGCAGUAAUAGUGGGAAGUGACAUGGAUAAGCAGACUAAAUUUGAAACGGAACUGCGAAACUUUGUGAUAGAAAAGAAGCUUCAGGAUUGUGUUCACUUUGUGAACAAAACCCUGACUGUGGCUCCUUAUCUGGCUUCUAUUGACGUUCUUGUUCAAAAUUCUCAGGCUCGAGGAGAGUGCUUUGGAAGGAUAACUAUUGAAGCAAUGGCCUUUCAGCUACCUGUACUGGGCACAGCAGCUGGGGGAACCAUGGAGAUUGUAGUGAAUGGCUCAACCGGACUGCUGCAUCCUGUUGGUAAAGAAGGUGUGGCAUCGCUGACAAAUAACAUCAUAAAAUUGGCCACACAUGUAGAAAGGAGAUUGACAAUGGGCAAGAAGGGACACGAGAGAGUGAAGGAAAGAUUUCUGGAACCGCACAUGGUGCAAAGGAUCGCUUUAGUUUUAAGGGAGGUGUUGCAGAAAGCAAAGAGCCACGCCAAUUCCUAAUUUGCAGGAGCCCAAAAAUGUUUGCCCCACCACCGAUCCUUGACAGAAGGAUGUGCCUCAUACUUUUGUAAGUCAUUUGUAUCAUAUGUAGCAAGAUAUGGUAAAUAGAGAAAGUGAUAUGGAUACCAGCAAGUCAAGUCUGGUCAUUUGAGUUGCUAAAUGUUUAUUCAUCAAUGGUAUACAUACAGUUUUGCAAAUGUAAAAAUCUGUCUCACUCAAUCGUAUUCAAUUUUCUCUUUA